This is a messenger RNA of Rosa rugosa (rugosa rose), 1572 nucleotides long. RefSeq names its product late embryogenesis abundant protein D-29-like. The coding region runs from base 88 to 1278 and encodes 396 amino acids. The record is from RefSeq and is a predicted model, not a curated record. NCBI's taxonomy places the organism in Eukaryota, Viridiplantae, Streptophyta, Magnoliopsida, Rosales, Rosaceae. The transcript is spliced from 3 exons.
UCAUUACCACUUGCAAAAUUUCAAUACUCAUAUCCAUCAAUCUCUGGGUCGGUUUUGUCAUUAAGAGUGAAACAGAUCAAAUCAAAGAUGGGGAAGAGCACAACUUUGUUGCUGCUUGUGUUCUGGCUGGCUACGACGUCGGUUUGGGGCGAGCAGGCUGCUCAGGAUGCCAAGGGAAACAGUGGAUCAUGGACUGAGUGGAUUAUGAAUAAGCUAUCACCGGGGCUUGGACUCAAGCAGGAGAGAGCAGCUAAGAAUGUGGUGGACAAAGCUGGGGAUGCAGCCUCUAAGGCCAGGGAAAAAGUGGACUCUUUUGGAUCAAGAUCGAAGUCCCAGGUGCAUGACACAGCCAACAAUGCCCAUGACAAUUGGGAUCAGUCAAUAAGAAUGCCUACUGAGAGAGCUGGCAAUGCUGCCCAAGAGACAAUGGCAGAAGCAGUUGAAGCCGGAAAACAAAAAGUAGCCAAUGCCUACAAUGAUGGUAAAGAGAAACUUAACAGUGCGAAAGACAUUGCUUCUGAUAAAGUUUAUGAUGCUAAGGAGGCAACGGCAAAUAUGUAUGGGGAGGCUAAGCAGAAAAUGAAUUCAGCUUCGCAUGUGGCAUCAAAUAAAGCUGAUGAUGCCAAAGAGGCAACGUCGAAUAUGUAUGGGGAUGUUAAGCAGAAAACGAACUCAGCUUCAAAUGUGGCUUCAGAUAAAGCAUUUGAUGCCAAGGAGGGAGCGGCCAAUAUGUAUGGGGAAGCCAAGCAGAAAAUGAGUUCAGCCUCAAAUAAAGCUUCAGAUAAAGCUUAUGAUACCAAAGAGACAACCGCUAAUAUGUAUGGGGAAGCUAAGCAAAGAAUUAAUCAUGCUUCAAAUGUUGCAUCAGAUAGGGUUAAUGAUGCCAAAGAGACAGUGAAAGGGGCCAUGGGUUGUGGAAUGGACAAAGCAGCAGGUGCAUAUGGUGAUGCAAAGAAUACAAUGAAAACGGCUACGAGUACUGUGUCUGACAAGGCCAAUGAUGCAAUGGAAUAUGGGAGAGAGAGAGCUGCAGAUGCAUAUGAUGGAGCAAAGGAGAAAAUGAACUUCGCCUUUGAUAAGGCAGACAGGGUAGCAGGAGGAAUCGAGCAUGGAAGAGAAAAGGCAGCCAAUUCCUAUGAUGAGGCAAAACAAAGGGUGGGUGAGACAUACAGAGAAGCGAAGGAUACUAUAUCCGAGCAUACCAGGCAUAACUAUGAGGCUGCCAAGGAGAGGGCAUCGCAGGCAACAGGUGAUCUUGGGGCUAAGAUGAGAAAUUGAUGCCGGUCCGGCCAGAGCUAUGAGGUAUUUAAUUACCUCUGGCUAAUUGCAUGUUAAAUAUGGCUUCAUGAAGCCAUCUGUGAUCACUAGAUGACGUUUUUUUUUUUUUUUUUUCCUUUCUUAAUAGGGAUCUGUGAGUUCCAUCAUGUUGUGUUUCUUUCUGUUUUCUAACAUUUCCCUCUAAAAGUAUUAGAACAUUAGUUUCCACAAUUUUGAAUAUCUUGUAUUCGGAAGUUUACUCUUAAAGGGAGCCGCAAGAGCAUCAUUAUAUACACACAUCAUUUCUAUAGUUCA